Prosopis cineraria is the source of this 1221-nucleotide messenger RNA. Its product is annotated as putative disease resistance protein At3g14460. The record is from RefSeq and is a predicted model, not a curated record. Bases 1 to 1221 code for a protein of 406 amino acids. The transcript is spliced from 2 exons. NCBI's taxonomy places the organism in Eukaryota, Viridiplantae, Streptophyta, Magnoliopsida, Fabales, Fabaceae.
AUGGUUGAAUAUGUUUAUUUUACAACGACAUUUACUUCUUUUCUUCCUUUCAAACGCGCUGAAACAUCAACUGCAACGUGCAGGGUGUCUCUUCAGCUGAGUGGAAGUAACUAUUGUUUUUGUUUGCCACCCCUCGGACAGCUACCCUGUCUCAAGCAGCUCCAAAUCUACAAGUUUGUUGAAAUAGAACUGAUUGGACCUGAAUUUUAUGGGGAUAGUUCAUCAGGUGCUCCAUUUAGAUGCCUGGAAUGUUUAACAUUUUCACACAUGAAACAAUGGGAAGAAUGGAAUACAUGUUAUGAAGGUGAAAGUUUCCCGUGUCUUCAAGAGCUUCAAAUAUGGAAUUGUCGCAAGUUGAGAAAGUCCUUGCCUCAAUUUCUUCCUUCUCUGAAAAUUCUAAAUAUUAGACAAAGUGAAAAUCUUGAGGCUCCACUUCCCAACGCCUUUCCCUUGGACCAGCUUAUGUUAAGCAAUUGUAAGAUUUCACUGCACGAUGUGCCAAACAGCUUGACAAGCAUGUCCAUGUCUGGAAUUAGAAUUAAUGAGUCCUGCCUGAACCAUAUUCUGCUCAGUAACCCGUCUCUUGGACAACUGUACCUGAGUAGUUGUGAUGAACUUGUGUCACCCUCUAUAAGUGGGAUUGGAUUUUCAACUUCAAAGCUUACUUCCAUGUUCUUUGAUAAGUUGAGUAAUCUAAAGUCACUUCCUGAUGACAUGCAUAUUAUUUUUCCAUAUCUUCAUUCUUUGGCAUUGUGGGACUGUCCAGAGCUAGAAUCACUUCCCCAAGAAGGUUUGCCUCCAAGCCUUUUUGAACUUACAAUCAUCCGUUGCCCCAAACUCUUUGCUUCCUGCAUGAGCUGGGCCUUGCACAAGCUUUUGGCUCUACGACACAUCACUUUUAGUGCUGAGUUAGAGAGUGAGGAGUCAUUCCCAGAGGAAGCAUUGCUCCCACCUAAUCUCUCAUCUCUCACCAUGAAAAAUUGCUCAAAUCUAAAAUCAAUAAAUUACAAGGGUCUUCUCCACCUCAAGUUUCUUGAAUCCUUGUGUGUUUGGGAUUGCCCCUUAUUGUGUCUCCAAGUCUUGCUAGAGAAGGGUCUACCCAAGUCACUUUUGCGGUUAGAAAUUUGGGGCAGUUGUCCAUUGCUUAAGGAGCAGUUCCAAGAGGAGAAAGGACAAGGGUGGUCUGAACUUUCUCACAUCCCUCAUGUAUGCAUUCAUUAG